Messenger RNA from Scomber scombrus (Atlantic mackerel), 1913 nucleotides. RefSeq names its product nuclear FMR1 interacting protein 1 (gene nufip1). Gene Ontology annotation, biological process: box C/D snoRNP assembly. Gene Ontology annotation, molecular function: RNA binding. The record is from RefSeq and is a predicted model, not a curated record. The coding region runs from base 1 to 1821 and encodes 606 amino acids. The transcript is spliced from 10 exons. Gene Ontology annotation, cellular component: nucleus. NCBI's taxonomy places the organism in Eukaryota, Metazoa, Chordata, Actinopteri, Scombriformes, Scombridae.
AUGAAUGAAGCGGGACACUAUCCUCCACCGGACUUCAGCUGUCCUCCUCCAGACUUCCUCCAGCCCUUCCAGCAGCAGCAGCAGCAGCAGCAGCCCGGCUCCAGCAACUUCCACCCCGGCAUGUGGAGCUGGGCUGAGUCGCCCUCCGAGCCCAGCUGGGACUACAACGGCCAGGCGAGCUGGAACCACGGGGCAUCGGCAGGGUAUGGUUUCCAGUCAGGCCGUGGAAACUAUGCACCUAAACGUCCAUACGGUCAAAACUUUGGUCAUGAAUGGCAUCAAGGUGGACAUCAAGGUGGAAAUCGAGGUGGGAGGCAGAAUUACGGACCCCCCGGCAACCAUGGAAAAAAGCAGAAAAAUAAGAAAGAACCAGAGUAUUCCCAUUUUUGUGACACGUGUGACCGGGGCUUCAAAAACCAGGAGAAGUAUGAUGAACAUAUGUCUCAACAUGUCAAGUGUUCUGUGCCAGACUGCAACUUCACGGCUCAUGAAAAAAUAGUCAGCAUCCACUGGAGAAAUAAUCACAGGCCAGGAGCAAAAAGAAUCAAGCUGGACACACCAGAUGAGAUUGCAAAGUGGAGAGAGGAGAGGCGCAAAAACUAUCCAACUAUUCAGAAUAUGGAAAAGAAGAAAAAGGUGAUGGAGGUGCGGGAGGAGACUGGAGCCGUUCUAGAGACUGCUCAGUUUGGGCGAAUGAGAGGUAGAGGGCGAGGAAGGGGUCGAGGCCGUGGGUGGGGUCACAGAGGGCGACAUCCACAAGGCCAGUACCCAUCGGACGGCGGCGCUACAGAGAGACCUCCACAGCUCACCAAACCCUGCAGGGAUAUCGAUCCACUGGGAGCGCUGGCCAGCAGUGACCACGAUUCUGACAGAGAGGAAGCAGCACCUGCGUCCAAGCCUGGUAUCCUGGUUGUGCCCCCUAAAAAGAUGAGUUCAGCUCUGGGCUCACUGGUGGCCAACUAUGGCUCCAUGAGUGAGAGUGACAGUGAUGGAGCACCAGAGGCUGCCCCGAUUAAGAGAGCUAAAGACCUGCUGCAAGAAAACCAGGCUUUACUAAACACAAUACCACCAAAGUCCCAGGAAAGAGGACCAUUUAGGGGCACAGAAACCUCCCCAUAUGGUGCAAACACUCACAAUGGCUCUGCCCAUCACACGCCGAACAACAGAGGAGGAAGAGGAGGAAGGGGUGGAAGAGGAGGCAGGGGAAGAAGGGGUGGUAGAGGAGGAUUCCAAGAUACACCGCAGACACGUCGUGCAACUCUACUCGAGAUGUUACUGGCCCCAGAUAUCCGCCAUGAGAGGAAUGUCCUCCUGCAGUGUGUACGCUAUGUUGUCCGAAACAACUUCUUUGGGCUGGAGAGCAAACCUCAGAGUCAGGAGGGGACCAAAGCUAUGCAAGCUAUCACAACUGUAGAGCAUGAAGGGAGGCAGAAAAAGCCAUCAGAGUCUUUGCUUGGUGGAGAGAGAGGUUCAGCAGAGGGUGCCGCUGCAUCUCACGAAGGUGAUAAGGAAGAUUUAGCACCGAGUAAAGCUUGUGUGGCCACAGGUGUUGAAGUCGACCAAUGCUUGCCACAAAACUGUCAAGACCAACGUUUAGAGAAUGGCCAUGUUCGCUCAGAACCAUCAAAGGAUCCUCCCGUGGACUCGGCUCAAAGCGUAGCACCAAGUGCUGGGCAGGUUGCAGGCGAGUUCUCCCAAAAGGCUCAAGAAACAAGUUCCAGAGACUGCCACAGCCUUGUUCUGACAGCCACAGAGAAAAUCACAUCUUCCUCUAAUGUUUAUGAUGACGAAAUAUGGGAGAGCUCAGGUGCUAUUAUAUAACAUGCUAGUAAAUUACUAAUAAAGAUAUUAUUUUGUUCUAAAACAUGAUACUGGGACAUUUCAGAAUACAGAUUGAUGUUUAGAUCAUUACC